UUGUAUAUUUAAUGUAGGAAGAAAAAACUAAAUUGUAGAAAAAAUACAAAAAAUUAAAAAUCUGAAAAUUACGGCAGUCUAAAACUUAUGAUUUUACGCUCUGUGAACCUGGCAUAACCCCUCGAGGCUACCAGAAUAGGGAGGCAAAAAAAUAUUGUAUUAUCAUUUAUGAAAUACAAACGUACAAUUCGUUCCUGUAGGUUAUUUAAGUUUCAGUGUUAAUAAACAUGUCAUCAAUUGAUUUCGAUCCAGCUAUAAAAUUAUGUUUAAAAUACUUACAUUCAAGUUCUGUAGAUUCUACGGAACAAUUGCGAUUGACUCUCGAUGAUCACAUCAGACAAUCAUAUGGUAGUGCAAAAACUCUUGGUAAUAUGUUACCGAAGAAAUAUCUUAACGAAGAGAAGAUGGAGUCACCUAGAUCCAAACACAAAAUAGAUAAGAAUGCAGUAACUAAGACGGUUCCUGUACCACAACAAAGUCCACAACAAAUUCAAAUACCUGAGAGAGAAAACGAUGAUGGUUCAGUUAUGGAUGGAGAAUUGGCUUUUGACUUGUUAGAGGAAGACUUGACUUGUGCUGUCUGUAGACAAAUAGCUGUGCAAGCCGGAAAUCGCUUAGUGGAGUGUGAUGGGUGCCGGGCACUGUACCAUCAGGAUUGUCAUAAGCCUGUGAUCAGUGACAAUGAUAUCGCUGCAGGUUGGCAAUGUGCAACCUGUCUUGCAGCACAUGGAUUUACAACUAAUUAUUCAAGUAAAACUUCAUCGAGCUCCAAGUCACCAUCAAGAGUGUCUGGUUCCACAACCCCUGUAAAAAUUUCAUCUAGCAGUUCAUCUUCAUCAUCACCAUCGAAAGUUGUUACUCCAAAUAUGAAUAUCAUUUCUGCAGACAAAAGGUUGCAGAUAAUGAAGAAGAAAGCUGCAAAACAACAUGAAAAGAAGAAAAGCUCUAAGUCGUAAUUACAUAUGUCGCUUAAGUGACAUUAAGUGUAAUUCUAUUGAUUAAUAAUGGUUAGAUUAAAAUUCCACAGCCAAGUAGGAGUGGGUGAUAUAAAUCGUAUAUAGAUUCAAUAUCUAUAUAUCGCAGCAAUAUCGUUGAAUCCGAUAUCGCCCCGCACGAAAUCUAUAUAUCGAUAUCAGCCGAUACACGAUAUUGCUCGAUGUGAUGCGCAUCGCCAUAUCGUACCGAUUCGUGAAUCGAAAUCUAUAUUUCGAUAUCAGCCGAUACACGAUAUUGCUCGAUGUGAUGCGCAUCGGCAUAUCGUACCGAUUCGUUAAUAUCAGCAAUAUUCGUUUGGUUCGUAUCGAAUCGGCCAGAGUGAGUGAGCGCACGAUAGGGAUAUCAUGUGAUGAAUGAAACAGAAACAGGCAUUAUCCAUACAAUUGUAAACCUUAUAUUUAAGUCCAUAUGUCUGUAGAUUAUUCUUAGCGUAUCAGCAGGAUACAAUUAAGGAAAGAAGUUUCAACUUUCGACCCUAACUUGAAUGCAGUAUAGCCUAUUUGCAUCGUUGAAUUUAAUUUCACGCGCUUUGACCUUGAACUAGAAUUUUUGGACAAGUGUUUAUAAAUACUUAAAAGUUUUUUGUGUUUGCUUUUUAAAGUAUACAUUUUUCUAUUUUUAGUUGAAUCCAAAUAAUUGAGUUUAUUUCUUGUGUUUGUAUUAAACUUUUGAAAUCUACACUCUUUUGGUAUAUUUUGUAAUUUUAAAUUAAGACACAAAAUACUAAAAACUGAAAAUAAUGUAGCCAGUCCUAAGCCUGGUAAACGUUGACUUAAAUCUAUAUCUACUACGAUAUUAUAUCAGCGUAUCGUUUCAAAUCUCAAAUAUCAUGAAUCGAGAAAAUCUACUAGCAUCCAUCAAUAUAUAGAUUCAGAAAAUAUAUAGAUUCAAUAUCCGAUAUUGAUCCUCGAUAUAUAGAUACGAUUCGAUACGCGGCAAAACCGAUAUUACCCACUCCUACAGCCAAGUACCAAUCUUUAAAAUUAAAUACGGUAAAAGCUCCUUAUUCGCGCUUCCUUCACAGGCGUUUUCACCAUUCACGGGUUUUAAAAUGCAACUCAGUUCCUAUAGUAUUUGCGGCUAAAGAUUUCUUUAUUUGCGGAUCUAAUCAGUACAAAGAUAGAUACACAAUGAUAAAAAGGAUUUCAAUAUGUGUAGGCCUUUAAUCGAAUAUAUUAUUAUAUCCUUGUUAACCCGACGUCAAAUGUACUAAUAAAAUAGUAAGAUAGAUCUUAAUAAAUCUACGCCUAAAGUAUGUUGUUAUGAUAUCGCUUUGACAAAAGCCGCUUUCGCCGGUUCGACGUUUUUGAGAAUGUAAACAAACAGAAUUAAAUCAACCUUAAAAUGCAUCGCAUAAAUUCUAUUUUUAAAUGCGGCUACGUGAGACGUUCCUUUUUUUGGUAAGAGUAGCGUUUUUUAUUGUUUCGUUUUUACGAUUCCAUAUUCACGGUUUCUUUAUUCGUGGCUUAUAUUCUUCUUCUUCUCAGUCGUUCACUCCUGGCGGAGUGGUCGUGGUUACGUAAGUCUUAAUAUUUGAUUGCGGUUUUUGAGAGACUUCUCCAUCUUUCUAUAUUUGUGGCGGUACGUGUACACUCAAUAAGGCAACACUUCGUAGAUAACUUAACCAAGUUUGUCCACCUUUUGGAUGAUAUACCCCGCGAAUAAAGAGCUUUUACUGUACAUACUUAACAAGUGGUCACAGUUUACUUACAUGAUAAAGUAAUACCAUCAUUGAACAAUGAAAUUUUACAGAAUUCGCAAACGUAUUAUCACUAUCCUGCUCAUUUUUGCCCUGAAUCAGUCACAUGUGGAUUAGACAAACAGUGGUAGGAUUGUAGUAGGACCAUUUUUGAGCCGUUAAGCAAAGUUAUCAGCGUUUGAGAAUCAUCUUGCUCGUAUAGCAAGUUGUUUGUAAGAUAAAAGUAUCUACUUUAUAACCAUAUUCAUAUAUUGUUAGUAAUAAAUAUAUAAUAUAUGUAAUUUAAAGAAAUAAAAUUGAAAAACUUU
Messenger RNA from Bombyx mori (domestic silkworm), 3003 nucleotides. It is a transcript of the gene IntS12, whose product is annotated as integrator complex subunit 12. The transcript has 2 exons. The record is from RefSeq and is a predicted model, not a curated record. Lineage: Eukaryota; Metazoa; Arthropoda; Insecta; Lepidoptera; Bombycidae. Bases 228 to 956 code for a protein of 242 amino acids.